GUAUGCGUACUUACCGAUGUUACCUGCGUUAAGAUACGUUUUGGACAAUGAUACGUAACAGUUUCGUGGCAUCUAGCAUCUUUUUUGGGAUAGGGUCAUAUUUGUAUAUCAAGAAAUCAAAUGAAGAUAUGAAAAAGAUGCUGUUAGAAAAGGGAUAUAUGGACGAAAACAACCAGUUAAAAUCCAAAGCUAUGAAAAAUAUACUGGGGAGUGAUUACUAUAGUUCCGUAAAAGUUGAUACGCAAGAAAAAGAAAAGUCAGAGAAGAUCUGAUAUCAAAGAACUGCUCGUAUCUUUUGACUGAAAAUGAGACCUCUUCAAUUAACCUUAGCUAUUUUCAAACCAGAUGUGUCUGCUCAACCACACAUUGUCAAGGAAAUUAAAAAAAUCCUUUUAACAAACAGUUUCUAUUUUGUGAGAUCUAAGGAGUUGUAUUUACCUCGUAAAAGGGCUGAAGAAUUUUAUAAGGAACAUGAGGGAAGAUUCUUCCAUAACAGACUAGUAAGUUUCAUGUCUAGUGGCGAGAUCUCUGCGCAUAUUAUGGCAAGAGACAAUGCGAUUAAGGAGUGGAGAAAGUUGAUGGGACCCACCAAAGUCUUUCAGACAGUUCAUUCUGAUCCGAACAGCAUCCGUGGACAGUUCGGACUUACUGAUACGAGGAAUUCGACUCACGGAUCAGAUUCUGAGGAAUCGGCACGAAAAGAAAUGCAAUUUUUCUUUCCAGAGUUCAACGUAGACCAGUGGUACAAAGAAAAGGAACCUUAUUUUCAAAAUGGAAAUGUUUCUUUUUAUGAGGAAAAAGGAAUACAUGUUGAAGACAUACCAAGUGCUCACAUUUUGAAACAAGAGACGUCUUGAUUUAGAUCAAGAACUGUUAAGAAUUACUGCUGUUAGGAAUAUCAUCAAUUGAUUUUCAAGAAGAGAAUAGCUACCACACAGGAUUGCAUUUCACAUAGAUUUUGAGAUACAGUGUCAAUCUGUGUAUGCACUGACAAAGAAAUGUUGUUAUCCCCCAUUCAGAAUAGUUUUAUAGGAUUUGGUUUUUCUAUAUUAAUGAGAAAUGAUACAAAUAUAUGAUAUAUAACUCUACCAGUUCCAGCUAUGAUUGAUUUAUAUUUUUGUAUAAGUGUUUAGAACAUUUUCAAUUUAAUAUUACAAGUUAUGUAUCAUUACCACUAUUCUAUUUUACAUUGUAGAUAGCAAAAAUUCAGGGUUUUGUAAAUAAAAAUUGAACCAAUAAAUGAGGAUGUUUUUGAAUCAAUACGAUGUUCAUGUCAACUCUCCUGUCCGAUGUUAUAAUCUGCCUGUGACACAGGGACAGAGGGGUCAAUAGUUUGUUUAAAUGAAUGACCUUGACCCAUUUUCAAGAUCAUAGCUAGGUGUCAAAUGCAAUACAAUCCUGAAAUUCUUUCUUUUUAAUAUCCCCAACACCAUCAGCAGUACCUUGGAAUUUCAUCAUUUUGCAUACAAUAUAUAAACUGACUGUAAAUGGGGGUAUGCUGCUGUUUCAAAUGAAACUGAUUAAAG
Messenger RNA from Ylistrum balloti, 1526 nucleotides. Its product is annotated as nucleoside diphosphate kinase 6-like. The record is from RefSeq and is a predicted model, not a curated record. Gene Ontology annotation, molecular function: nucleoside diphosphate kinase activity. Gene Ontology annotation, biological process: CTP biosynthetic process; GTP biosynthetic process; UTP biosynthetic process. Bases 306 to 857 code for a protein of 183 amino acids. Lineage: Eukaryota; Metazoa; Mollusca; Bivalvia; Pectinida; Pectinidae. The transcript is spliced from 2 exons.